AUGUCAAUGGUCCUUUCAACCUGCAUAAUUAUUUGGAAGAGCUUAAAGUCCCUCAAACUUCUAGAAUACCACAGUACACCGCCAGAAGGGAUUCGAUGCGCUGCUGAAGUUCUUGCAGCCGAAGCUUUUGAGGCUCUCAAUGUCACAACUGUCGAAGAAGCUCGAGCACUUAAAUAUGAGACCAUCAUUAAAUACAUCGAGAAACUCCGGGACGGAGCCGGAAACCCCGUUCCAUACAUCACUGGAGCAAAUUUAGAUGAACACGGUGUAUCCGACACCUUCACAACCACCACCGCCGAUUAUAAGGAGUAUGUCGCCGGUAAUUAUGGCGAUUAUGCUAAUGAUUUUCUGAGUCUUUAUCCUGCCGAAAACAAUACUCAAGCGUCGCUCUCUGAAACUGCUCCUGUUCGUGACCAAAGAUAUACCAACUCUUCCGGUGGUGUCAAUGGCUACACAUAUUUCUGGAACUACCAUGCACUCGAUAUUGGAACUGCAUCCCACGGUAGUGAGUUCGUUUACACAUUGGGAAAUCUCUGGGCUCAAACUGGUGUUAACUAUACCGCUGAGGAUUGUUAUGUUUCCAAUGUGUUGAGUAGUUACUGGGCCAACAUCAUCAAGACGACUGAUCCAAACUCUGGAACCUGGAGACUCUUAUAA
Messenger RNA from Botrytis fragariae, 657 nucleotides. Its product is annotated as putative carboxylesterase protein. The transcript has 4 exons. The record is from RefSeq and is a predicted model, not a curated record. The coding region runs from base 1 to 657 and encodes 218 amino acids. NCBI's taxonomy places the organism in Eukaryota, Fungi, Ascomycota, Leotiomycetes, Helotiales, Sclerotiniaceae.